This is a messenger RNA of Striga asiatica, 1512 nucleotides long. The record is from the annotation of a GenBank genome assembly. Lineage: Eukaryota; Viridiplantae; Streptophyta; Magnoliopsida; Lamiales; Orobanchaceae.
AUGGAGCUUUUUCAGAGUGUGCAGAAAUGGUUGAGAGAGAUACAGGGGAGCUUUGCUUAUCUUCUUACGACAGCUUUUCCCUUCUCGGCAGAAUUUACGCCCGCACGCAAUCUGAUUUUGACUUUCAAUCUACAAGAAGACUACAUCAAAUCGUGCUUUAUACGAAAGAGAGAAGAUAAAUCGGAAACCCUAGCAUUAAAUAAUUGGCCGAGUUCAUCGGUUGUCUUGCCAUUCUCUUGGCUUUCUUUUUUCCUUUUGGAUAUAACCGGACUUCCCAACCGUCGCCGGCAUGCCAAUCCCGUUCUCAAUGCUCAGUCGCACACUGCUCUCGCCGCGCUCAGUGGAGCAGUCGGCCGUUCCAGCUUCUGUUCUAUUUGCGUCUUUUCGACUGUUGAGCCAAAAUUGCACCCUCGAUCGAAGGCGCUGUCUCUGGAGGAACAAGAAAUUGCAGUCGUCAUCUACUUUGCCGCCGGCGAAAUCAUCCCCGAUGACGUUUUCCGAGAACAUAGAUUGUCUGCUACAGUCUGCGCGCCGCCGAUGGCCUACCGGAGGGACGAUUUGCAGGCAGAGCAGCAUGACGGAAUUAUAGGAUGUGUUCUCUACUGUAAAACAUCGUACAGUUCUUCAUCCGGAGGUCGAGUUUUCCAAUGGAUUCAGUCGAAAGAUCUGUAUAAGAACUUCGAUAUUGGACUCUAUAUGGAAUGGUUUUUGCCGAAUUGUCUACUAUCACGGGAAAAUUUCGUUAGCCUUCUUUACUCUUUGAAGAGCAAGUUCUAUAGCUCAGGCGACCUGAUUCUUCAUAUGUCCCGAUUCAACGGGUGCCCUCUGACCAGGCGUAUUGAAACGUCGAGAAAAGAAUUCAAGGUGGCUCGUUUCAAUGAAUUCAAGGUGGCUCGUUUCAAGAAGGACCCGGAAGACGUGACGGGGCUGACCAUCGGAGGACAGGUGGCGAUCGAUAAGCUCGUGGAGAAACAGAAGCAGCAGUGUUUGGUUUCCAGGCAAGGUCUUCAUGAUAGGUAUACUCUGAGGAAAAUGCUAGAACCACAGACAGAGCGUCCGGCUUGGCUGUUUGGUGGGAAAAGGACUUGGGGUCGAAAAAACUUACAGAUAGAACCUACAGCAAAAAAAUUGGGCUCUCGUCGACGUAGAAGAUGGGGUUUCCGACGAGCCAAGGGCUGCAGGUCUCAAAAGCACAUAGAGUACAUGCAGAAAAAAACACCCAACUACCAGGGGACUGUAUACUAUGCAGGCGGAGGAUAUUUUCCGCCGCUCAUUUCUCAGGCUAUUGCUAACCGUUUCCCUCAAUUGGUCUCUGAGCAAUUCAUGAAGCUGAAGCAACUAACUGUGCUUACUCUGGUUGACACUAACAAGAGGGCGUGCAGUGGGACGGGAGGGAAUUACAAUUUCAACAUGGAGAGCAUUUGUGGGGGUCACGAAGUUCGGAUUUUUAGGGACCCAUGUUGGUACAUGAGGUGGACGGGAUCCACUUGUCGUAAGAGGGUUACAGGCUAA